Ictalurus furcatus (blue catfish) is the source of this 4596-nucleotide messenger RNA. Its product is annotated as solute carrier family 22 member 13. NCBI's taxonomy places the organism in Eukaryota, Metazoa, Chordata, Actinopteri, Siluriformes, Ictaluridae. Gene Ontology annotation, cellular component: membrane. The record is from RefSeq and is a predicted model, not a curated record. The transcript is spliced from 10 exons. Gene Ontology annotation, biological process: transmembrane transport. The coding region runs from base 99 to 1757 and encodes 552 amino acids. Gene Ontology annotation, molecular function: transmembrane transporter activity.
GGUUGUAUUUUAUUGGCCUGGGCUCUCACGUUUGGCUGUUUGUCGCUGUAUUUGUUGUGUAAAAUGUUUCCGCUUCAGAACUGACGACCAAAAGUUUUAUGCUGCUUUGGAUUUUGUACUUGGACUUGAAACACUUACCUUUGGCUUUAAACCUAGUUACUGUAGACGGGGAAAUGAAUUUCGAUCAGCUGUUGGCGGAGGUCGACGGCUUUGGGAGAUAUCAGAAGAUUCUGUAUGUGUUGAUUAGUCUCCCACAAAUCUUCCUGGCCUUUCAUAUGAUGGCAAGCAUCUUCACAGGCUACACUCCAGCACAUCAGUGCCGGAGCUCGGCUGCUGAACACUGGAACUCCAACGUGUCUGUAAACUACAGCGACUCGUGCAGCAUCCCAUCCGCACAGAACCGGACUGAGGACCUCUGUCCACACGGAUGGGUUUACAGCCGAGACGUAAUCCACACUAGCACUGUCACUGAGUGGGAUCUUGUCUGUGACAGGGCAACUCUAAACAGUCUUGGUUCUUCCAUGUAUAUGCUGGGAUUGCUUGUGGGAGCUAUUGUCUUUGGAUCUAUGGCUGACAGGUUGGGAAGGAGGUUUGCCCUGCUCUUGUCUCUGGCCCUACAGACAGUGUUUGGGGUGGCUGCUGCCUUUGCUCCAAACUACCUGGUGUAUGUGACUCUUCGCUUCAUCAUAGGUACCUCCAUCUCAGGCAUCAUCAUCAAUGCUUUUGUGUUGGGCACAGAAUGGACGUCUACAAAUAGACGUAUGCUGGCUGGAAUCAUAACGGAUUAUUUAUUUGGGUUUGGUUAUAUGCUGCUGGCUGGUGUGGCUUAUUUUAUUCGAAGCUGGAGGUAUCUGCAGCUCGCCAUCUCAGCACCAGGUUUCCUCUUUAUUUUCUACAUCUGGGUUCUUCCUAAUUCAGCUCGUUGGCUGUUGGUAAAUAACAGAAAAGAGGAAGCUCUAGUUCUUCUACGGAAAGCAGCUAUAAUGAAUGGUCGUCCCUUGCCUACUACAGUGCAGUUAGACAACUGUGAGGAGAUGCAGGGGAGGAAUAGGUACUCUGCUUUAGAUCUAGUCCGUACCCCCCAGAUGAGGAAACGAUCUUUUAUCCUGUUCUACAUCUGGUUUGUUACCGUGUUAGUGUAUUAUGGUCUGUCUCUGGGUGUAUCAGACCUGGGCACAAACCUUUACCUCACUCAGUUUCUGUUUGGUUUGGUGGAGAUCCCCGCGAGGUCAGUGGUUUUGCUCUUCCUCCCCUACAGCCGUCGGAUCUCACAGAGUGUGUUCCUUGCCAUGGGGGGUACUGCCUGCCUCCUCAUGCUCAUUGUACCAGAAGAUAGACCUAAUGUACGGGCUGCUGUGGCUAUGACUGGAAAAUUUGGGAUCACAUCCUCUUUUGCUAUCAUCUAUAUUUAUACAGCUGAGCUCUUCCCAACAGUGCUUAGACAGACAGGAAUUGGUUUGUCCUCCAUGUUGGCACGAAUUGGUGGAGUUUUAGCACCAAUGAUAAACCUGCUUGGAGAGAGUAACUCGGCUUUGUCCACGGUAAUAUUUGGCUUUGCCCCUCUGCUGGGUGCAGCUCUUGCAUUGGGCCUGCCAGAGACAGCCAAUAAACCACUUCCUGAUACCAUUCAAGAUAUCCAAGAUGCUGAGAGGUUUACUCCAGAGAAUAAUGACAGAAAUUUCCCUGUAGACACCGUCCAGUCUCCAAACACCACAGAGGCACAGGAACUACAGUGCUUCACAAACAAGUCUCCAUAGACUUACAUGUGCCUGCAUGCACAAACACAAACACUUCACUUCUUUCUAACCUUUGGGUUUCAGAUCAGAAUAUGCAACCAAUUCAUUUACAGUUUUACAUGUAACACUGUGACAAAUAUUUGUACAUUUGAAAUAUUUUUAAUGGUUUCAUCUUUGGUCAAGGUCUGUUUGGGACAUAUUUUUAUAGCUUCAUGCUGAGAAAGCAGCUGUGUCAUCAGAGGUUUUAACCCAAAUGUCACAAUGGAUCAGUGAACAGCAGCUCUCUGUAGAAACUAUACUGUUUUAUCUGUCUAUGCAACAAGAACACACAGUGCCUUUCACUUUUAUACGUUGUAUAAAAGUAUAUUAUACUAAUUUACAUUUAUAUAUUUUUCCAUACAAGACAAUCAGGUCAUCAAACAUAUUCAGUUUCUAUGUUGCUCUUGUAUUGUUUGUGAAAAGCUUGUUUUCAUAUCGUUCUUCCUAUAUUGUUACAUACAUAUGGGUGACAAUUUAAAGGAAAAAACAGCGGUUUUGUUAUGCUUUGGGGACAUUUUGCUGGCAUGGUUGGUUUCACGUGUCCACUUAGAGGGAGGACUCACUGCAAAGCUAUACAAAGUUAUUCCAUCUGAUCACAUUUAUCCUAUGAUGAAUCAUUUCUAUCCUAUUUGAGAUGACCCUGUCUCCACCCACAGGGCACAGGGGUUCACUGAAUGGUUUGAAGAGUAUAAAAAAUAAUUUUUUACAGUCACCAGAUCACCUAAAGGAGAUUUUGGACCAAUAUGUUAAGACAGAAUUCUCUGCCACCAUCAUUAAACAUCAGCUAAGGAAAUAUGGGUUGGAAGAAUGAUGUUCAUCUCUCCAGUAUACUCUGGAGACUUUUAGAAAAUGUGACAAGGUGCACUGAAGCAGUUCUUGCAGCUUCUGUUGGCCUAGCAGCUUACUAAGACAUGUCAUGUUGGGGUUUUCCUUUAAUCUGUCACUCACCAAAUACAGAUAGUACAGUAAAAUCAUUUUCUUUGCAUCUUCCAGCUUGUUAGAAGCUGGGGUCAGGGUCAGGGGCUGCCAUGGUACAGCACCUUGGAGCAGACAGGGCUAGAGGUCUUGCUCAUGGGCCCAACAUUGGGAACUUGGUGGUGCUGUGAUUUAAACUUCUGAACUUCAAGCAUCUGAUCAGUAUCCCAGUACCUUAACCACUGAGCCACUACCAUCAAAUAAUUUCAAACAGCUGUUACUGUAACUGGUACAAAUGAUGUCCGUGACAACAAAUGGCCCAUUGCUGAUCUACACACCAUCAUAGAAUAACUGCAAUUAACUAAUCCAAGUCUGACUGCCAGGACACUGACACAAUUUACCCUUGAUGAGACAGUAGAUCAAAUCAGAGCUUACAACAGCGCACAAUAUGUUAAAUGUUUAAAUAAUAUACAUAACUCUUUAAUGGAGAACCAUCAAACUCUGAAUUUCACUAAGAAGCACCAAUAUUGUCCCACACAUUUUAAGUUUUAAAUUUUGCCAGUCACAUACGUUACAGUUUGGUUCCAUUCCUUUCACAGCUACCAAUCAUUGCAUAGAGAAGCUGGGCAUCUGGGUAGGAACAAAAUACAUCCACUGAUCAUCAGAUAUUAAGCACUCAGUAUGUGGCUCUUAGAGGCCUACUGAAGGCAUGUGUCCAGGUGAAUCUCUAUGACGUUUUAAUGCAAGUCUGUUGUUCAGGGUAUGUUGAUCUUUGCUCCAUUAAAGACACAAUGCUUGAUUACACCACAAGUUCCUAUUGAGGCAUUGCUUUAUAGAGGUUCUACGGGCUAUGACUCCACUGGCUUUCAUGUGGAUAAUGCAACAGAUUAAAUAUGAGUAAAUGGUGGCAAUGCAGAAGUUCCCACACUGUUAAAAAUUGUGGCAUUUAUAACAUCUGUCAAGACAAGUGGGUUUUAAUGUCAUUUCUUUAUAUAUAACUGGUAUACUGGUACACAUUGGAACAAAAUGUUUCUUCAGGACCAUAACACAGAUCAAUGCAGUAUCAUGGUAAAUAGGACUACAUAAAAUGUAAAUGAUACGAGUGCAACAAUGUAUGAUAAAUACACAGCAGAGUGCAUGUUAACUAGACAGGACAAGUAAACACUAUGAGAUGCAAUUAUGCAUUACACAGAUCUGAUACUAAACUGAUGCAGAGACAAUAAUAUCUGCAUGGAGAUACAUUAAAUCACGCAGGCUAGCCAAGGUCCAACUUCAUUCUGUUCAAGAACCUUAAGUAAGAUCAUGACAGAGUGUAUGACAGGAAAUGUCUUGUACCAACAUGUUAUGUGUAGAAUAUUGUUCAUCAAUAUUACAGUCCUGCUCAUGCACCUCCUUUGCUUAUUCAAAGAAAAACAUUUGAGUAUAGCACACAUAAGCAGCAAAAAUACUAAUAUUUCAUUAUUCUUAGUGUUGUGUUUUAGUUGUUAAACCUGCACAAUUAAGAGUUGAUCACGACACACUCAUGACAACAGGCCAUUACAUAAAAGAGCACCGAAGGGAUCUAAGCAAUGCUUUAGUUGUAGCAUUGUCCUUUAAAGCAGCGUUCCCUUUCUUGGAAAUGUAGUUCUGUUUCACCUUUCCCAACAGUCAUGGAGGGUGAGACUCACCUGGACACCUUCUUGUGUACAUAUGCACACACGCCAAAGCCAGAGUACCUCCUAUCCAUUACAUUGAGAUGUUACCCAUGGAUUAUGACAGAUUACAACAUUUCUGAAAAUGGUCUUUCUAUCCAUUCCUUCAAAUUGUAUAAUCCUACUUAUUUGAUUCUGAAAGACUUCUUGGUCUUUGCAGCUACUUCAGGAAGGAAACACAUUCCCCUUCCCAAGUGUUUUGUGACCGUUUUAAA